Gastrolobium bilobum is the source of this 2249-nucleotide messenger RNA. Its product is annotated as pentatricopeptide repeat-containing protein At4g37170. The record is from RefSeq and is a predicted model, not a curated record. Lineage: Eukaryota; Viridiplantae; Streptophyta; Magnoliopsida; Fabales; Fabaceae. The transcript has a single exon. The coding region runs from base 1 to 2043 and encodes 680 amino acids. Gene Ontology annotation, molecular function: zinc ion binding; RNA binding; protein binding. Gene Ontology annotation, biological process: RNA modification.
AUGUCGUUAUCUGGGUCCACCAAGUUUCGGAGAGCAUUUUCGUCUUCCUCUCAAUUCCGCUAUGAUAAGUGUGCUUUGCCCAAGAAUUUUAAUGCCAAAGAUUCUAUCCUGUCUCGUCUUUGCGAGGAUAACAAAUUUGAAGAGGCCAUUGAUGUUUUGUGUCGAGAAAAGCGCGUCAAGGAAGCGGUUGAGUUGCUCCAUCGCAUUGAUCGACCCUCUGCUCGUAUAUACUCCACCCUCAUUGCUGCUUGUGUUCGCCAUCGAGCUCUUCUAGAAGGUAGGAGGGUCCAUGCCCACACCAAAGCAUCUAACUUUGUUCCUGGGAUUUUCAUUUCUAAUCGUUUGCUCGAUUUGUAUUCCAAAUGUGGGAGUCUCGUGGAUGCCCAAGUGCUGUUUGAUGAAAUGGGUGACAGGGAUUUGUGUUCUUGGAAUACUAUGAUAGCUGGUUAUGCCAAAGUUGGCCGGCUUGAAGAAGCGAGGAAACUGUUUGAUGAAAUGCCCCACAGAGAUAAUUUUUCUUGGAACGCUGCUAUAUCUGGUUAUGUUAGCCAUGGUCGGCCUCGGGAAUCUCUGGAAUUGUUUAGAAUGAUGCAGAAGCACGAGAGUUCGAAUACAAAUAAAUUUACAUUGUCCAGUGCUUUGGCUGCUUCCGCUGCUAUUCCAUGUUUACGUGUUGGGAAGGAAAUCCAUGGUUACUUAAUACGAACUGGGUUGAACUUGGAUGAGGUGGUUUGGAGUGCUCUUUUGGAUCUAUAUGGCAAGUGUGGAAGUUUAGAUGAAGCCAGGGGUAUUUUUGACCAGAUGGCAAACAGGGAUGUAAUUUCAUGGACUACCAUGAUUCAUAGAUGCUUUGAAGAUGGAAGAAGGGAAGAGGGAUUUUCCUUGUUCAGAAACUUGAUGGGGUCAGGCAUUAGGCCAAACGAGUAUACAUUUGCCGGAGUUUUAAAUGCAUGCGCUGACCCUGCUGCUGAACACCUGGGAAAGGAGGUUCAUGGGUACAUGAUACGCAUAGGGUAUGACCCUUGUUCUUUUGCUGUAAGUGCCCUUGUUCAUUUGUACUCUAAAUGUGGAAACACUGAAAGUGCAAGAAGGGUUUUCAACCAGAUGCCUCAGCCUCAUUUGGUAUCAUGGACUUCUCUAAUUGUUGGGUAUGCUCAGAAUGGUCAACCGGACAAGGCUCUUCAGUUCUUUGAAUUACUACUUCAGUCAGGUACUCAGCCUGAUGAAAUUACCUUCGUUGGGGUUCUUUCUGCAUGUACUCAUGCUGGAUUAGUAGAUAAAGGGUUAGAAUAUUUUCAUUCAAUAAAGGAGAAGCAUGGAUUGAUGCAUACUGCUGAUCAUUAUGCAUGUGUUAUUGAUUUAUUGGCACGAUCUGGCCGAUUCAAAGAGGCAGAGAAUAUCAUUGAUAACAUGCCUAUAAAUCCUGAUAAAUUUCUUUGGGCAUCCUUACUUGGAGGAUGUAGAAUACAUGGGAAUCUUGAAUUGGCUAAAAGAGCAGCAGAAGCAUUAUUUGAGAUAGAGCCAGAGAAUCCAGCUACCUAUAUCACUCUGGCUAAUAUUUAUGCUAAUGCUGGUCUGUGGGCCGAGGUAGCCAACGUUAGAAAGGCCAUGGGCAAUAGGGGAAUAGUAAAGAAGCCUGGUAAGAGCUGGAUUGAGAUUAAAAAGCAAGUGCAUGUAUUCCUAGUAGGAGAUACUUCCCACCCCAAAAUAAGUGAUAUACAUGAAUUCUUAGCGGAACUAUCAAAGAAAAUGAAGGAAGAAGGCUAUGUUCCAGACACAAACUUUGUGCUACAUGAUGUGGAGGAGGAGCAGAAAGAGCAAAACCUCUUUUACCACAGUGAGAAGCUUGCUGUUGCCUUUGGAAUCAUUUCAACUCCACCAGGAACUCCAAUCAAGGUUUUUAAAAAUUUAAGAACUUGCGUAGACUGCCACACUGCCAUGAAAUAUAUAUCAAAGAUUGUUCAAAGAAAAAUAAUAUUAAGAGAUUCAAAUAGGUUUCAUUGUUUUGAGGAUGGAAGUUGCUCGUGCAUAGACUAUUGGUAGUACCCCACAUCAAUAGACUUGCUAAACAUCAAGUGCAUUGCUAUCUUUCAAUCUAUGAUUUUGCCUGAAAACACAGCCGUAGACAGUUGUAUUGAUCAGCUUCAUUUUCCUCCUUGUCAUUUGAAAGGUGUUGCUUUCAAUUGAAAUUAUUGGAUGCCGCACUGCUGCAAGAUAUGAAAUGUUCAAUAAAGAUCAAGAUCUAUGUU